AUGUCGCACAGCACGAGUAAGCUGCACUUGCCGAGUUUGAAGGACACUCUGCUACCGCAGCCGCCGAGCUUCGCGAAGAAGAAGAACUAUGAGUUAAAGGAGGUCAUGGGAGAGGGGACGUUUGGAAAGGUCUUGGAGAGCCACAUGACGAAGGAGGUCGCGCUGAAGGUCAUCCCGAAGAAGAAGGUGAAGGGGAACGAGGCGAGCGUGUGGGGCGAGAUGGAGGUGCUUCGCGGGCUGGACCAUCCGAACAUUGUCAAGUUCUACGAAUGGUUCGAGUCGCGGACGAAGUACUACCUCGUGUUCGAGCUCGCCAUGGGAGGCGAGCUUUUCGAGCGGAUAAGCAAGCGGGGCAAAUUCACGGAGAGCGAUGCGGUGAACGUGGUCAGAUCGAUACUCUCGGGCGUGAAGUACCUCCACGAACACGACAUCGUCCAUCGGGACUUGAAGCCGGAGAACAUCCUCUACCGUACGAAAGACCCAGACUCGGACAUCGUCAUCGCCGAUUUCGGGAUAGCGAAACACCUGCACUCCGCCACGGAGCAGCUCACCUCGCUAGCGGGGAGCUUCGGGUACGUCGCGCCCGAGGUGCUAAACAAGACCGGGCACGGGAAGAAGGUCGAUAUCUGGUCGACGGGGAUUAUCACGUAUGUGCUACUGUGCGGUUACUCGCCGUUCCGGUCGGACGACGCGAAGGAGCUUAUACGCGAGACGACGGCUGCGCGGGUGGAGUUCCACGAGCGGUACUGGAAGAACGUUUCUGAAGAGGCGAAAGAUUUCAUCAGAUACCUCCUCAAUUCGAACCCUGCGGAGAGGCCAUCGGCCGCCGAGGCGCUAGAACACGAGUGGCUCACGAACCGCCGACCGGGCCAGCACGACCUCUCCGGUCUGCGGGACAACUUCGACGCGCGGGGAAAAUGGCGGCAGGCUAUCCAGGGCGCACUCGCGGUCGGGCGGCUCAGCAGGGCUGCGAGCCAGGCCAGCAACGCCAGCGCGACGUCGGCGAGCAGC
Molecule: messenger RNA, 1011 nt
Organism: Gloeophyllum trabeum ATCC 11539
Lineage: Eukaryota; Fungi; Basidiomycota; Agaricomycetes; Gloeophyllales; Gloeophyllaceae
Product: Pkinase-domain-containing protein
Exons: 10
Biological process (GO): protein phosphorylation; cellular response to oxidative stress
Molecular function (GO): ATP binding; calcium/calmodulin-dependent protein kinase activity
Source: RefSeq, a predicted model, not a curated record